Solea solea (common sole) is the source of this 1732-nucleotide messenger RNA. RefSeq names its product ELMO/CED-12 domain containing 2 (gene elmod2). The transcript has 9 exons. Gene Ontology annotation, molecular function: GTPase activator activity. The record is from RefSeq and is a predicted model, not a curated record. Gene Ontology annotation, cellular component: membrane. Lineage: Eukaryota; Metazoa; Chordata; Actinopteri; Pleuronectiformes; Soleidae. Bases 152 to 1048 code for a protein of 298 amino acids.
GCGAAGUGUCCGGUGUGAACGCAAACGCAUCAGAGUCAGACUGUUGUCAAGAGAAACGUCGCUGAUCUCGGCUGCGCGUCUGUUAGCACCGACAAGAGAAGCUGUGUUUGACUCUAUCGUCGUCGGACUUUCUUGUCUCGGUAACACUGCGAUGUUGGGGUAUGUAUGGCAGUGGGUCUACACUUCCUACCUGAGAUACUGGCUGAAAUGGCUCAUAAGACAGCUGACAGGGAAAUGUGAGCUGCAGAGAAUAUGCUCCACAUAUCGACCCGGGGCUACCAGGACAACAAGUGCCGAAUACUCCCUCCGGUCAUCUAAGAGCAAGGUUUUAAGAGGAGCUUUGGAAAGCAGCCAGGAUAAACUUCAACAAUGUGUGGCUGAAAUUAUGAAAGAGAAGAAUGUGGAACCCCAAAAAGAUCCGCUGUUUAAGGAGAAUCUGCACACCUGUCUGCUACAAAUAACUGGAUACAGCAGCCUCUAUAUGUCUGUGGAAGACUUGAGAAAGGAGGUCUUCAGCUCAGAGAAUAAAGGACAUGAGGCAAUGAUUUUGAAGCUGUGGGACAUGUUGAUGCCAAACGUCAAACUGGAAUCAAGAUUAACCAAACAGUGGGGAGACAUUGGAUUCCAAGGAGAUGACCCCAAGACUGAUUUUAGAGGAAUGGGCAUGCUGGGACUAAUCAACCUCAUAUUUUUCAGUGAAAAUUACCCAAAAGAAGCUCAACAUGUGUUGUCUCAUGCAAACCAUCCGAAACUUGGGUAUUCAUAUGCUAUAGUUGGGAUCAACUUGACAGAGAUGGCCUACAGUCUCCUGAAGAGCGGUGCUUUGAAAGCACAUUUCUACAACACGGUGAAGGGCGCACCAGAGCUGCAGCACUUUCACCAGCUGUAUUGUUACCUGGCGUAUGAGUUUGAUAAGUUCUGGCUGUUGGAAGAACCAGAGAGCAUCAUGCAGUUCAAUCAGUACAGGGAAAAGUUCCAUAACAUAGUCAAGACACAUCUACAGGAGCCCGACGUGUCUCUCACACUGACUCUCCGCUCCAAAAACUAACGCAAAUAACAGACUGCAAUGGCUUCAGAAUUCCCCGUAGCCCCUGGUGACAGAAGGCGAAGAGGUUCAGCACAAGUGAUGCUGAACGUCAACAAUCGUAGAGGCUGACUGAAACUCACCUGGAUUUGAGAAGUUUAGAAAAACACGUGUGGUUUUGUGUUUUAUUCGUCACAUUCAGCUCCUGUUAUAGUCAAAGAGCAGGUUGUUUUAAAUUAUAGCACAAGCCGACCAGCCUGUACCUCAGUGAUGACCAUUCCAGUUUAAACUGUUUUUCAGAGAAUUGUGGUAAUAAUAAUAAUAAUAACAAUAAUGAGUAGCUCUGAGUUUAAUGAGUGUUAAAGCACUUUCCGUAAGCAAGCAGCCAAAUAGUUUGUGUUACAGCGACAGAAAUAUGGUGAUUAACGGCCAUGUUUUUUUAGCUGUCAUGUUAAUAUUUGUUGUCAUAGUUGUCCUUCUCAGGAAUUUGAUAUUUACGUCCACUGAUCAUGGUUAAAACGUCAUGAAUGUGUUCUCCGUCUGAAACCUUAACAUCUCCACUGCACCAUCAAUGGAAUCUGUAUCAUGUGGUGAUGAGCUUAAAUCCUUUGUACGCCUGAUGCAUUUUCCUUGUGAUUUGUUUUUGAGGACGUUAUGUGAUUAUUUAUUCACCUUACUCAAAACCUAUAAAUUCACUUUUUGACGUUU